UAUAAAGGUUGACCAGGAUGUCUACUGUCGUAGUUCUAUCUGCGCUCGGAUAAUAAACAUUUAAAUAUCCUUAACGAGAUUUAACAUUGUAAUUCCAGAUCAGAUAUAUCGAACUUUUUCACCGAACAAUACAGCAUGUCCUCUGAGAAAAGAUUCGGACCGCCUCCUGCAUACUAUCAAACAGACGACCCAAAUGUCCAAACAACGUUUACCUAUGGGAACCAGUAUCAUCAGUAUCAACGAGGAAGCCAAUACCCAUCGCCACAUGAUGCUCAAAACACAGACAACCAACACCAACCGCAAUAUAAUGCCCGUGGUCACGUGGUGACAACAAUGGUUUCACAGCCUGGUGCUAUGGAAAUCAAACGAACCCCUGUUCCCCAAAACUGGAUGGGUCCGGCUGUUCUCGCUUGUUUGUGCUGUUUCUGGCCGACGGGUAUUUGUGCCAUCAUAGCCGCUAGCAAUGCAAACGAAGCAGCAGCGAAUGGAGACGUAGUAGAAGCGGAAAAACAUUCAAAAAAAGCGCGCUCGUACGUUGCAGCUUCCGUUGUAAUGGGGCUAAUUUUAAUUGCUCUUGGAAUUGUAUAUCGUAUGGUUUUUUAUUCAUCAUACAAAUAAGAAAAAAAACAUUGAUUGGUAAUCAUCAUUCAUUAAAUAAUAUUUUGUGCACUCGUUGAAUUGGCAAAGCGCGUAAUUAUUAUGAACAGAAACACAUCGUCAAGAAACUUCAAUCUCUGUGUUGCACAGAUGCUUUGAAGGGUGCAUUUUGAUUUACAUUUAAGAAGGCUUAAUGGUUUACAAAUUGCAUAACAUAUCUGCCUUAUAUUAAUAAAUUUGAUAUUUUUUGGUUAUACACUACUAAUAUGUAAAACAAUAUCCACGAUAUUUCUCAGAUUUAAAUUUUCGCAAUUUUCCUAUUCAUUUAUAUAGAGCUCAUUAUCUGAGGGAAACUAAUAGAGGCACAACUGUGACCAAAAGUCAAGCCCUUUUAGAUAGUUAUGUAACUAAAUGUUUGUCCAGAACGAAUGUUUUACAAUAUACUAAGUAUUAUUCAUAAAUAAAGUUCUCUGUCCUGUUUUUAAGUAUACGAAAUGUGGGCACAUUUGUUUAUUGUGUACAUAUAAACCAUAAACUACAUGUUACCUACUCACCAACUUUGUGUUUAUCAUUUAAAUCUAAAUUGAUAUGGAUAUAUGGUGUAUGAAUCGUGUUUACCAUUGUAUGUUUUUAUGACUAUCUACUUAUAUAGCAUAUAUUUUUUUCUUUUAUAAAAUAAAGAGAUCAACUAUCAA
Molecule: messenger RNA, 1292 nt
Organism: Magallana angulata
Lineage: Eukaryota; Metazoa; Mollusca; Bivalvia; Ostreida; Ostreidae
Product: proline-rich transmembrane protein 1-like
Exons: 4
Coding region: 136-618 (160 amino acids)
Cellular component (GO): membrane
Source: RefSeq, a predicted model, not a curated record